Molecule: messenger RNA, 2493 nt
Organism: Aspergillus wentii DTO 134E9
Lineage: Eukaryota; Fungi; Ascomycota; Eurotiomycetes; Eurotiales; Aspergillaceae
Gene: mrd1
Product: RNA-binding ribosome biosynthesis protein MRD1
Exons: 4
Coding region: 1-2493 (830 amino acids)
Cellular component (GO): nucleus; cytoplasm; ribonucleoprotein complex
Molecular function (GO): mRNA binding
Source: RefSeq, a predicted model, not a curated record
AUGGAGAACACAAGAGUGUUCGUCUCCGGGCUUCCGCCCUCAUUCUCUAAUGAGCAACUUAAAAAACACUUUGCAUCUCGCUUUCAAGUUACUGAUGCUCAUGUGCUGUCCAAACGCCGCAUUGGCUUUGUCGGCUUCAAAAGCACAGAAGCAGCCAAGCAAGCUGCAGCUUAUUUCAACAGGACGUAUGUUAAAAUGUCCAAGAUCUCUGUAGAGAUUGCUCGACCGAUUGAUUACAAGCCUGUUGAGGAUGCUCACCAAGCUGCAUCAAAACAUGGCAAGGCAUCUAGUUCCGAUGACUCGUCCAAUGCGCUUAAGCGUAAGCGGGAUGGGGACGACAAAAAGGACUCCCAAUUGCAACAGUAUCUUUCUCUGAUGCAACAUUCGUCCAACACGAAGACGUGGGCCAAUGAUGAAGAUUUAACUAGGCCAACUGAACAACAACCCCCCACAAAUGAUCAGACGGUCACUGCAGCUGAACCUGCCGAGGAACUCACGCAUGCGCAGAAGAAGGCCAGGGUCAACGGGCCAGGGGAAGCUUCAAGUUCAAAGGUUACCGGUGAUUCGGCAAUGACCCUUGGUGGAGAAGACUCCCAGCCCGAACCGAUGGUCGUCGACCAAAGUGGUGCAGAUGGUAGUUCUGAGCAACCGGAACAAGAUCAAUCUGUCGUUGAAGCUGAACCAAAGAGCGACGCUGACUGGCUUCGAUCAAAGACCAGUCGUCUUCUGGGUCUCCUUGACGAAGAUGAACAGGCCGAGUUUGUGCAGGAGGCACCCGCCCCGACGGCUGCCCCAGCUAAGCCAGACCCUGAACCCCACAGCCCUGAGAACGUCGACUCUGAGCCUCAAAACCAUGUUGAGGAACCGCAAGAAGCACCUGAAGUUGACGCAAACAUUGAACUCAUACGCAGUUCUGCGCGGUUAUUCGUGCGGAACUUGUCAUAUGAGGCAACGGAGGCCGAUCUGGAACCUAUAUUUGUUCCCUUUGGAAGGAUUGAAGAGAUUCACAUCGCUUUCGAUACGCGGUCAACAACCAGCAAAGGAUUCGCCUACAUUCAGUACGUCGACCCUCAUGCUGCCAUCGAAGCCUACAAAAGCCUGGAUGGAAAAAACUUCCAAGGACGUAUUUUGCACAUCUUGCCGGCCUCUGCGAAGAAAACAUACAAGAUUGAUGACUACGAUCUGUCAAAGCUACCCGUCAAAAAGCAGAAGCAGAUAAAACGAAAACUCGAAGCUUCGUCAUCUACAUUUAGUUGGAACUCGCUUUAUAUGAAUGCUGAUGCUGUGAUGUCCUCAGUGGCGGAUCGACUUGGUGUUUCAAAAGCAGAGCUUCUUGACCCCACGUCAGCAGAUGCUGCAGUAAAACAAGCACAUGCUGAAACGCAUGUCAUCCAAGAAACUAAGGCCUAUCUUGCUGCGAAUGGUGUCAACAUUGAUGCAUUCAAGCAACGAGAACGUGGAAACACGGCGAUCUUGGUAAAAAACUUCUCGUUUGGUGUCAAGAUUGAUGAACUCAGAAAAAUGUUUGAGCAGUACGGUCAACUCACCAGGUUACUAAUGCCCCCUAGUGGCACAAUAGCGAUUGUUGAAUUUGCAAGACCAGACGAAGCACAAAAAGCAUUCAAAGGUCUUGCAUAUCGCAAGCUAGGAGACUCGAUUCUCUUCUUAGAAAAAGCACCCAAGAAUCUCUUCGAGGGAGCAGCUGCACCGCUUAGACCUACUCCAGAGACCAAGGCUGUCACACAAGGCUUUUCUACUGCCGAUACAUUUGCUGCAGACGAACCUGAUGAAGGCGUGUCGACUGCAACCCUAUUCGUAAAGAACCUUGCCUUCUCCACGACUAAUGAAAACUUCAUUGAUGCCUUCCGGCCGCUGGACGGCUUUGUAUCUGCCAAAGUCAAAACAAAGCCCGAUCCCAAACGGCCUGGGCAAACGCUCAGCAUGGGCUUUGGUUUCGUCGACUUUAGAACAAAAGCCCAAGCCCAGGCUGCUGUUGCUGCGAUGAAUGGCUUCAAACUUGACCAACAUGAGUUGGUAAUCAGGGCAUCUCACAAGGGCGUGGAUGUUGCAGAAGAAAGAAGACGCGAAGAUAACGCAAAGAAGAUUGCGGCAAGGAGAACAAAAAUCAUUAUCAAGAACUUGCCGUUCCAAACCACGAAAAAGGAUAUCAGGUCACUCUUUGGUGCAUAUGGGCAACUUCGCUCUGUGCGAGUUCCUCAGAAAUUUGACCGGUCCGCUCGUGGUUUUGGUUUUGCUGACUUCGUAAGCGCUCGUGAGGCGGAAAAUGCUAUGGAUGCGCUGAAGAACACACAUCUUUUGGGUAGAAAGUUGGUUUUGGAAUUUGCGAACGCGGAGGCGAUCGAUCCUGAGCAACAGAUUGAGCAGAUUGAGAAGAAAGUAGGGGAGCAGCUUGACAGGGUCAAGCUCCAAAAACUCACAGGAACUGGGCGGAAGAAAUUCACUGUAGGGGCCCAGGACGACGAGGAGGCCUAG